AUGUGUGAUGCAUCUGACUAUGCAGUAGGAGCAGUGCUUGGCCAAAAGAUAGACAAGAAACUCAAUGUCAUCUACUAUGCAAGCAAGACUAUGGAUGAUGCUCAGUGCAAGUAUGCAACCACAGAGAAGGAACUCCUUGCCAUAGUCUUUGCCUUUGAGAAAUUUCGAAGCUAUAUAGUUGGGUCCAAGGUGAUUGUGCACACUGACCAUGCUGCCCUUAGGCACAUCUUCGCUAAGAAAGAUACAAAGCCAAGACUUCUCAGAUGGAUCCUUUUGCUUCAAGAGUUUGACAUAGAAGUUGUGGACAAAAAGGGAGUAGAAAAUGGAGUUGCUGAUCAUCUCUCUAGGAUGCGAGUUGAAGACAUGAUCCCCAUCAAUGAUUCUAUGCCUGAAGAACAGCUUAUGGCAAUCAUGAUCUUGAAGGAGAGUUUUGAUGAGAAAGUCAGGCUGGAAGAAGUUAAGGCUCUGCGUGAUGAGAAUUUGCCAUGGUAUGCUGAUAUAGUGAACUUCAUGGUGUCCGGAGAAGUCCCUAGUAGCUUUGAUGCUUACAAGAGGAAGAAAUUCUUCAAGGAUGCUAGGCAUUACUAUUGGGAUGAGCCUUACUUGUACAAGAGAGGACCAGACAGCAUUUACAGGAGAUGCAUAGCUGAAGAGGAUGUACAAGGAGUUCUAGAGCAUUGCCAUGGGUCAGCUUAUGGAGGUCACUUUGCUACAUUCAAAACAGCAACAAGGUUCUGCAAUCUGGGUUGUGGUGGCCUACCUUGUUUAAAGAUGCAGCAAGCUUACAUCGCAAAGUGUGAUCCAUGCCAAAGGAAAGGAAGUAUCACCAAGAGAGAUGAAAUGCCACUAAACCCAAUUCUGGAAGUUGAGAUCUUUGAUGUAUGGGGAAUAGACUUCAUGGGACCUUUCAAGCCUUCCUCAAACGGGCACAACUACAUUCUGGUGCUAACCAUCAUCUUUCCAAGAUAUGGCAUCCCAAGGGUUGUUAUCUCGGAUGGAGGUUCCCAUUUCAUCAAUAAAGUGUUUGAGAAGUUGAUGAAGAGUUAUGGAGUCAAGCACAAGGUCGCUACACCUUACCAUCCUCAAACCAGUGGGCAAGUUGAGGUCUCCAAUAGGCAGAUAAAGGCCAUUCUUGAGAAGACAGUGAGCUUUACUAGGAAGGAUUGGUCAACAAGACUUGAUGAAGCUCUUUGGGCCUAUAGAACAGCUUACAAAACCCCCAUUGGAAGGUCCCCUUUCAACUUGCUGUAUGGAAAGGAUUGUCACUUACCUGUAGAGUUGAGAACAAAGGCAGCCCAUGACAAACUGAUUCGCCUUAAAGACUUCAAGGCUGGGGACAGUGUGCUCUUGUAUAACUCCAAGCUAAGGUUGUUUCCCGGGAAGCUAAGGUCAAAGUGGGCGGGACCAUUCAAGAUCCACGAAGUUUUGCCCUAUGGAUCCCUCACUCUACUCAAUCAAGAGGGGAAGGAAUUCACACUAAGUCUUGCAGGAACAGGUUUUAGGAAGGAAAAUCCGCCAACUCGAGGAACAACUCGAUCGAGCCAAGAGCAAGCUCGAUCGAGCGAGGCGAACCCAGUCGAGUGGAGUGUCCCUGAUGGCCGUCUGCCCAUCUCCAGACCACGACCUUGCCUCCCAGUUCUUUGGGGGGCACUGAGGUAUCAAACACCAACCCUUGCUAAGUUUGGGGGUGCCAACUCGAGCUCGAUCGAGUUGGGUGUAAAAACCAGAAAAGUGGUCUUUUGGAGCAUUCUGGAGCAUAUGGGACGUGAGGAGCAUGGAGGGACUUGGCACAUGGACGCAGCUCAACUGGAUACGCAAAGGAAGAAGGAGGAAGCCAUCUUGAAGACCAGCUCGACCAUCUACUCGACCAACCGGUCGAGUUCCUCAACUCGACCGGCCAAGCUUCAACUCGAUCGAGCUGAGAAGUCAAAGUCAAACCCGAAAAAUGUUGCUUCCCCCUUGACUUUCCUUUGA
Molecule: messenger RNA, 1974 nt
Organism: Microthlaspi erraticum
Lineage: Eukaryota; Viridiplantae; Streptophyta; Magnoliopsida; Brassicales; Brassicaceae
Source: the annotation of a GenBank genome assembly